Molecule: messenger RNA, 1233 nt
Organism: Prorocentrum cordatum
Lineage: Eukaryota; Dinophyceae; Prorocentrales; Prorocentraceae
Source: the annotation of a GenBank genome assembly
GCCGUGACCGCGGUCUGCGGCGAGUGUGGCCCGCCGCAGUGGCCUGUCGGGCAGAUGAACGGACCUGCCGCCAUCGUGCACGCGGGCGGUGCGGUGCUCGAGGUGCACUCCCUGCUCAUGGGGGAGAAGCUCAUCCUGGAGUUCCUCAAGGGCACGUUCAGGGGUGCGCACGAGGCCCUCGUGGUCGAGAGGGACCAGCAUGAUGAGGCCAGCGAGUCCGUAGAGGAGCCGACGAAGGCGUUCGGUGACCAGGUCGCCCGCGUGCUCGACCCGAGCAUGGACGCGCUGUCGUCGGAGCAUGUCGGGAUCACCGUCCACCUGCCGAUGGGCGAUGCCGUGGUCCAGACUGUAUGCGAGGAGCUCCCUGCAGUCCCCGUCUUUCCCGUGCUGGGCAAAUGCGGCCUGGCCGAGGACGAUCGGGACGUCGAGGACCUUCCCGAGGAGGCGGUCAAGCUGGAGGCCGUGAAGGUCGAGGCGAAGACAGUGAAGUUGCUGAACGCCUCUGCUGGGAAGACCGAGAAGAUUGUGAAGGUGCCGAUGGCAAAGUACGUCGAGAACAUCGUUCACGUGCCGACGGGCGUGACCCAGGAGGCCGAAGAGGGCGUUUCGUGUUCCUGCACGGCGUCUUCAGCGGAGACGUCGGCGGCGGGCGCCUCUGAGAGCGCCGCGGCGGGCUCCGAGCAGAACGAAAACGUCCACGAAUACGAGAAGGAGGUGAUGAAUGAGCUGGACGACAUGAUGAAGGUCGUGGGCCUCUCUGGCGGCGAGGAGCCGAGCGCGAGGGGGCCGCGGAGCUGGGAGGCCACGGUCGCGGCCAACCAGCUGGCGCACGCGAGGGCGGCCGCUGCGGCGGCAUGCCGCCGCGCCCAGUGGCGGCUCGAGCACGACGAGCUGGAGGACGCAGCGGUCUUCGGUACCGCGGUGCUGGCGGCCCCACGGGUGGCCAUCCCCCAGUGCGAGACGAUGGUGGAGGCGGAGGUGCUGACGGGGCUGGCCGAGGACGAGAGCCAAGGGGGCGAUGUGAUCUACGCAGACGCUCCAGGCGGCCUCUGCGACCAGAUCGUGCAGGCCUGCGGCCCCUUCGAGCCUGGCUCCGAGGAGCACGGGGCUGCGCUCGCGAGGGUGCUGGAGGGGUUCGGGCUCACAAUCGACGACUUCCGCUCCAUGCUCACGGCACCCGUGGGCACGAAGCGGAAAAACAAUAAGAGAAGGGGCCAGAUGACUUGGGGCUGA